Molecule: messenger RNA, 1740 nt
Organism: Thrips palmi
Lineage: Eukaryota; Metazoa; Arthropoda; Insecta; Thysanoptera; Thripidae
Product: lactase-phlorizin hydrolase-like
Exons: 11
Coding region: 63-1730 (555 amino acids)
Biological process (GO): carbohydrate catabolic process
Cellular component (GO): cytosol
Molecular function (GO): beta-glucosidase activity
Source: RefSeq, a predicted model, not a curated record
GCAAUGUCCACACAUCAGCCGACAAGAUAAGCGACUCCAAGUGAGCCAGGUCAGUCGUUGUCAUGAAGCGGGCGCUGCUGGUGGGGCUUCUCUGCGCGCUCGGCAGCGCCGCUCCCGACGACUCACCGUCGGUGGAAGGGCGCUGGAACAGCAUCUCAAGGAGUGCCGUUGCCAGAAACAGCCCAGAUAACACCAAAGGCAUUGACCGAGAUGGCAGUGAACAACUCCCUGUCAAUUUUCUCGUUGGUGCUGGACUGUCUGCAUGCCAGGCCGAAGGAGCAUGGAACGAAGAGGGAAAAGCCGAGAGUGUCUUGGACAGCGUUGUACACGUGAAGGACAAUCAAAUGUUCCCCAACAACUCAGACGUUUCAGCAGACCACUACCACAGAUACGUAGAAGACCUGGCACUUGCUGGGCAAAUGAAACUCAAUUCCUUCCGCUUCUCCAUCUCAUGGUCGCGAGUUCUGCCGUCUGGAGAUGCAAGCAAACCGAACGAGGAGGGCGUGAAUUUCUAUCGGAGGUAUAUUGACGCUGUCCUGCGCAAUGGUAUGGAGCCCAUGGUUACCAUGUACCACUUCGAUCACCCUUUCAGCCUAGAAAAGGAACUGAAUGGUUGGGGCAGCCCGGCAAUGGUGGACAAGUUCGUGGAGUACGCUGGCUUUCUAUUCAAGACGUUUGGUCAAAAGGUCAAGUACUGGGUCACUAUGAACGAGCCAAACAACUAUUGCGUGUAUUUCCCCACCGUGUUGGCAACUCUGGGUCUCGCACCAGCGGAUGAGGAUGUCACCUACCGAUGCAUGCACCACAUGAACCUGGCGCACGCAAGAGCAUACCGCCUCUACAAGGAGACGUACUACGACUCUCAGAAAGGCCGGGUGGGUUCGUCGGUCCUGGUGUGGCCUGCAGUGCCUGCGUCGACGCGGUCCGAGGACGUCUUGGCGUCAGAUGCAUUCAUGCAGCUCUUCUCAGGCACGGUGGUGCACCCCCUGGUCUACGGAGACUACUCAGAGGCGACGCGGUUCCUUGUGGACAUGCGGAACGCAGAGCGCGGCCUCACCGAGUCCAGACUGCCGUUCUUCAAUGAGACGGAGAAGCAGCUUCUACAAGGCGGUGCGACCGACUUCAUCGCUUUGAACGUGUAUAACAGCUACACUGUAGCGUACGACCACGGCACGACGGGCGGGGACCGAAUGCCCAGGCUGCUGCGCGCCAUUGAGGACGACCUCCCGUUUGUGAGGAUGGCCGCUGGUGACGAAUACGACGAGACAGGAGCUGACGAGUUCGUAAUGCACGAUGCGCUGAUGUGGACAUGGAACGCGUACCAUCUGCCGAUCGCAGUCACUGAGAACGGCUUUGCCGACGUCAAGUCCUUGUGGGUCAAGGAUACUGUGCGAGCAGCUUUCCACAGCACGAAUCUUCGGUCACUCAUGGCGACCAUGAAGCAGUACGACGUACAAGUGUUUGCGUACUAUGCGUGGGCUCUUCUGGACAUUUUCGAAUUCACUGCAGGAUUCAGUCGAAACUUUGGACUCGUCCACGUCGAUUACGACUCGGGCUCCCUCAACCGGACGUUGAAGUAUUCCUCGACAUUCUUCCGCGAGAUGAUGGAAAGCGGUCGCGUGCCCUACGUGCAGCCUCCUGGGAAAUCUCACUCCAGCACCGUGAGCCCAUCUGGGAUUCUGCUCUUCGCCCUAGCAACAUGCGCAUUUGCCACGUUCAAUAAACGAUAACGAUCAAGGA